CUGUUACUGUGCGGCGCCAUUUUGGAUUGGGAGGCCUACAUGUGGUAAAGGGGGAAUUGGUUCGGGGAAGCGGCCGGGAAGGGACAAUGGAGAACUCCUAUGGCAUAGGAGUCACCAACAAGUAUUCCAUCUUUUUAGAAGAUGAGACGGAUCCGUUUGAAACAUUGGAAAAUGUGAAAAAAGAAAAAGAAGAGAAAAAGGCUAAGGUGCCCGGCAAGGAAAAUAAAAGUGCCAAAGCUUCUUCAGAGAAGGGCACCAAGAAGCCACCAGCAAAGGAAAAUGUCCCUAAAACAGAUCAACGCCAAGCGGCGUCAGGCGGCAGCGAGGCGGUGCGUGGCCGAGGCGGACCACGACGGGGCGGCUCCGGCCCGCCCGGCGAGAGCCGCGAGGAGCGCAACAACCGGCGCAACUGGGACGACAGCCGGGCCGACAACGCCAGCCAAUCAAGGGACGUGAAGAAAACUGGAAACAGGGAGGGCGGCCCGCCGCGGUUCGGCGACGGAGGAGAGCGGGGUCGUGGACGCGGUCGCGGCGGACCCGGAGGACGGGGCCGGGGUCGUGGCCGCGGAGGGUACCGCGAGUUCGACCGCCACUCGGGCAGCGACCGCAGCGGCGUGAGGGCGCACAAGCGCGACGGUUUCGGCCGCGGCAACUGGGGCACGGUGCAGGACGAGGUGGCUGCCACGCUGGAGGCGCCCGCCGAGCAGCCGGCCGACCCGGAGCCCACCUCCACCGGCUGGGGAGACGACCCGACCCCGGCCGCCGGCGCCGGCGCCGACUCGCAGACCGCGCCGGCCGACGCCGCGGCCGAGGAGCCCGCCGAGCCGGCCGAGCCGGAGGGCCCGCAGGAGCUGACGCUUGACGAGUGGAAGCGCCAGCAGGAGCCCCGCUCCAAGCCGCAGUUCCAGCUGCGCCGCGCCGGCGAGGGCGAGAACACUGCCCAGUGGAAGAACAUGUACGAGCUGAAAAAGAAACGCGGCGAGGACGAGGAGAGCGAUGAUGAGGAAGACGCUGAUGACGAGGAAGAGGAGGAAGAGGUCCGUCACGGACGACCCAAGCACUUCGUUAAGGACAUUGAGUUCACCUUCUCCGACGGCGGCCGGCGCGGCGGCGGACGGGGACGCGGGCGCGGCCGCGGUGGUUUCCGUGACGGCGAGGAGGGCGGAGGCUACCGUGGUGGCUACCGCGGAGGCCGCGGCGGUUUCCGUGACGGCGAGGAGGGCGGAGGCUACCGUGGCGGCUACCGCGGAGGGCGCGGCGGUUUCCGUGACGGCGAGGAGGGAGGAGGAAGCUACCGCGGCGGUUACCGCGGAGGGCGCGGCGGAUUCCGCGACGGCGACAACGAGGAGGGCGGCUACCGCGGAGGCCGUGGUGGCUACCGUGGAGGUCGCGGCGGCUACGGCGACAGCGAGGAGGGCGGCUACCGCGGCCGGGGCGGCUACCGCGGCGGCCGCGGAGGCUCCUGGGGCGGUCGUGGCCAGGAGUCGAGCGAUGACGGCGAGGAUCGCGGCUACCGUGGCUACGGCGGCUACCGCGGCGGCGGCGGCAGUGGCGGCUACCGCGGCCGCGGCCGUGCGGCCCCUCGGCAGCAACACGCUCCCAAAGUGGACGACGAGAACGACUUCCCGUCGCUGGGCUAGAGCCCUCGCUACGCCGCCGCCGUGAGCCGGCCGGCCGGGCCUCUGAAGCUGCAGGAGUUCUCCAUGGUCCCAACCUGGCACGUAGUCCGAACCGGCCCCCACCGGGCCCCGGUCCCAAUCGAAUAACGAGAGGAAGACGGAGUGAGUGAGAGACGGUGUGCCGAGCGAGUGAGCGCCAGCCGCGGUCGGUGUGAGUGUGAGUGAGAGUGUGAGUGAGAGUGUCGGUGAGCGUGUGAGAGCUGGGGUGCGAGCUGUGCGGGCGGCGCCGUCCCGCUGGGCCGCGUCGGCUCCGCGGGAUACGGGCCGCCCAGCACCGAUACACAUGAUGGUCUCAUUGUACGCGGAGGUGGGAACAGUUACAAAAAUCCACGGCAAUAACCGGUCCUCCCGCCGUCCCGCUCGCCAGUCUUCGCAAACAAACUGGAGCCAACGCAUUACCGGUAGGGCCCGGUAGAAGUUCCCGCCCCUGCCGCUCGUUACGGUAGGAUUCGGUAGAAGUUCCCGACCCUGUCGCUCGUUAGCUGCUGCUAGUCUGAAGGCCUUUUCUAGAGGGAUAGUUGUGUGCGGAGUCGGAGGACUGAUUUGCGACACGUUUUCGGGACUGAUGCCGCGCAUUUCUGUGACUGCUCCCAGGUCAGGGGUGGCAGGGAUUGCUCGCCGCUCGGGCGGAUUUUGAGCGUAUCGGGUCGCAUCAGGUCGCGUUUGUUGGCUGAGGCCGUGACGUUGUGAACUAACGUCUGCCAGUGGAGGCCAUUUUUCGUCUUUCUGUGCGUGGGACGUGCGGCGCGGGCCUGUCGCUCCACCACCACCACGACUUUGUCCCACGGCAGAGUGCGCCCGCUGGUCUGAUUGUGUUGGCGUGCCUGGCUCGGUCGGGGGCCGAGACCGAGUUUUGUAUGGUGGAACAUGCAGCGUACAAUACAGUUCCAAACGAUA
Messenger RNA from Amphibalanus amphitrite, 2576 nucleotides. RefSeq names its product RGG repeats nuclear RNA binding protein A-like. Gene Ontology annotation, molecular function: RNA binding. The record is from RefSeq and is a predicted model, not a curated record. Lineage: Eukaryota; Metazoa; Arthropoda; Thecostraca; Balanomorpha; Balanidae. Gene Ontology annotation, cellular component: nucleus; cytoplasm. The transcript has 6 exons. The coding region runs from base 87 to 1640 and encodes 517 amino acids.